Molecule: messenger RNA, 1956 nt
Organism: Punica granatum (pomegranate)
Lineage: Eukaryota; Viridiplantae; Streptophyta; Magnoliopsida; Myrtales; Lythraceae
Source: RefSeq, a predicted model, not a curated record
ACGAUUAACCACAUCGUGUUCUUGUUCCGGGAUACAGGAUAAGAGUGGUCAUUAACGACUAAGCUACUAAGCUAAGCUAAUGGCAUUGUGCAUUGCAAAGCACGAGCAGACUGCUCUAUAUAUAAUAAUAGCUCGAGUAGAUAGAUUGAUAGAUAGAUAGAUUACACAGUUGCCUCUCCUCGGCUUCUUCUUCUCAUCCUCUUCUUUAGGAGGAUAUCGGAGGAGAAAAUGGGAAGCCAUUCUUCUUCACCUCACUUGUUCUUGUUCCUCCUCCUCUCGGUCGUCUUCUUCCGUCCCGCUGCUCCUGCAGAAGCGUUGGACGGUGCUGCAGCCGAUGAAAAACAAGACAGGAACGCACUGGAGAUAAUAAUCGGCGGAGGCGGGUCCUAUCCCCCGGCACCGUCCCCUGAUACUGGAGAAUGUCCCCCACCCCCACCCGAACCAGAAUGUCCCCCACCAAUGCCGCCGCCGCCGCCUCCGCCUCCUCCGCCGCCGCCUCCGCCUCCUCCCCCGCCGCCGCCGCCGCCUCCUCCUCCUCCUCCGCCGCCUCCGCCUCCGCCGCCGCCUCCGCCGCCGCCUCGGCCUCGGCCUCGGCCUCCGCCUCCGCCUCCUAAACCUCCAUCGCCAUCAUCAAUAAGCCCGAGAGUCUUGAUGGUGUUUGAAGCCGUGCAAUCAUUCAGAAGGCAGAUAGACGUGGACCCCUCUGGGAUCACGAAAACUUGGAGGGGUCGCAAUGUCUGCAAAUACAAGGGCUUCGAUUGCGCGCGGCUGCCUGAUAAAGGCAAAGUCAAAGGGGUCACCGGUGUCAACUUAAAUGGCAAGGGCUUAGGUAACAGUAGAGGCAAUCUCUCGCUCAACGGGUUCAUCGAGAAGCUCGAGGACCUCGUCUACUUUCACGCCAACACCAUCAACUUCAACAGCAUCUUCUUCAAAAACAUCUCCAAAAAGAAGCUCCGUUACUUCUACGAGCUCGAUCUCAGCAACAACAAACUCAAAGGGGGGUUCCCGCGUGCAGUCCUCAGCGGCAACCGUCUAACCUUCCUGGACCUCCGGUUCAACUCCCUCACAGGUCGACUCCCUCCGGAGGUCUUCGACCUUGAUCUCCGGGCCCUCUUCCUCAACAACAAUGGCUUUAAUGGGAAGAUCCCUGACAACAUCGGCCGCACGCGGGUCUUCUACCUCACACUCGCAAGUAACAAGUUCGAGGGGCCACUCCCCGAGAGCCUCGUGACAAACAGCACCUCGAAUAGGCUGAUCGAGGUUCUCUUCACGAACAACCUCCUCUCGGGCUGCCUUCCUUACCAGAUCGGGCUCCUAAAGAGGAAUGCACUUUUCGAUGUCAGCAUCAACCGGCUCAAGGGCCCCAUCCCACACUCCUUCGCCUGCCUCCGCGAAAUGCGCCUGCUCAACUUGUCAUACAACGAGUUCUCUGGGGUCGUCCCUGAGACCAUCUGCAAGCUCCCGAAGCUGGACAAGCUCUCGCUGCAGAACAACUACUUCACCCAAGUCGGCCCCGAGUGCAGGAAACGGAUACUUCAAAAGAGGCUCGACGUGAGCAUGAACUGCAUUAUCGACCUCCCACGUCAGAGAAAACCCUCAGACUGCAAGAAAUUCUACUUGAAACCCUUUAAAUGCCCAAAUGAAAGAUUGCUGUCCAAAGUUCCUUGCAAGCUCGAUCAUCUACUGGCCGAUGUCGAUGCCUCCGAGAGCGACCCAGCGCAGGAUAUAGCUCCAUCGCCUGCUUACGCAGCUCUCGAUCCGGAGUACACAUACCCGCACAAUUGAAGACGUGUAGUAUAAUAAUUCCUAUCACUGGGCAUAACUAUAUGCGGCCUUCUGCCAAGGAAAUAAUGACGCUUUAUGUUUCUCUGUUUCCCAUUUUAAUUUUAAAAUGUAUGAUAUGAAGCAGGAAAGUGUAACUAGGUUUUUCAUAAAUUGCAAGCAUAAUUUAGCAGA